Numida meleagris (helmeted guineafowl) is the source of this 7676-nucleotide messenger RNA. It is a transcript of the gene LSM11, whose product is annotated as LSM11, U7 small nuclear RNA associated. Gene Ontology annotation, biological process: mRNA 3'-end processing by stem-loop binding and cleavage. Gene Ontology annotation, molecular function: U7 snRNA binding. The record is from RefSeq and is a predicted model, not a curated record. Gene Ontology annotation, cellular component: U7 snRNP. Lineage: Eukaryota; Metazoa; Chordata; Aves; Galliformes; Numididae. Bases 1 to 1281 code for a protein of 426 amino acids. The transcript has 4 exons.
AUGUUACGGAUUGAAAAGAAGGCAGGUGACGCUGCGGCUGCACCGCGGGUUCCCGGAGCCCCGCAGCACGGCCCGCGGUCAGCCAGCCCCGCGCGGACACCGCCCCGCACGCUCCGCCCGCGCCGUGCUCCUCCCCGCUCGGCUCCCGCGCCCCGCGGGGCUCUGCGGGCGGCGCGGCAGCGGCCCCUAUCGGCGAGCGGCGGGCGGUGCCGCUGCCCGCAGCCCGGCAUGGAGGAGGACGAGGGGGCCGCGGGCGGCGCGGAGCAGCGGCACUCCCGCCGCCGGCCCGGGGCCGAACGCUCCCCCAGCCCCAGCCGCCUGGACGUGAGCUCCAGCCGCUUCGACCCUCUGCUGGCGCUGUACUCCGCCGACACCCCUCUCCCCUUCCCCGCCGCGCCCUGCUUCAACAACCUCGCCGAGUACGAGAGCUUCCAGCGCGGCCUGCUCCGCCCGCGCGGCCGCCGCGGCCUCUCCGCCCGCCGCGGUCCUUCCGCAGGGCGCUCCGCCCGCCGCGGCCCUCCGGCCGCCGACCCCGAGCGCAUCCAGCGCCUCCGCAGCCUCAUGGUGAACGCGGGCCCCGAGCAGGACGCGGCGGGGGGCGGCACGGCACGGCGCAGGAGGGCACCGCGCAACGUCCUCACCAGGAUGCCGCUGCACGAGGGCAGCCCGCUGGGGGAGCUCCAUCGCUGCGUCCGAGACGGUGUAAAAAUCAAUGUCCACAUCCGCACUUUCAAGGGGCUCCGUGGAGUCUGCACAGGCUUUUUGGUUGCCUUUGACAAGUUCUGGAAUAUGGCCCUGACAGAUGUGGAUGAGACGUACAGGAAGCCAGUACUGGGCAAAGCUUUCUAUGCAGAACCUCAGCUCUCACUAACCCGGCUGUUUGACAGACUCAAGCUGCAGGAUGCCUCAGUGAAGAAGGGAGCUGACUCAAAGACUGUGUCAGGGGAGCUAGCCCUGACAAAUGACUCUCAGACACCCGGAUGGAAAGCUGGAUCGGGACGAGGGAGAGAAGAAGAUGAGCGUGAGAAGCAGAAAUGCUUGGGCAGAGGUGGAGAAAAGAAGAUGCCAGGUGACAGUUUGCAUCUGGCUGUCAGAGGUGAAGCUGAUGUGGGCAGCGGGACUGCUCACACAGGGGGUGCCACUGCUGGUGGUACCCGUGCAAGAAGCCAGGCACGGAGAAAAAGGAGGCCCAAAGUGGAUUAUCAGCAGGUGUUCACACGUCACAUAAACCAGAUUUUUAUUCGAGGAGAGAACGUCUUGCUUGUCCAUUUAGCUCAUUGACUUGGCUAAGACUUCGUCGGUGUAUUUAUUUGAUAGCAUGAAUUGCUGUGGUAGCUCUCAUUACUAUUUAGCAUUCUUGUUAAGUAUGGUACUGUGACAGGUUUCCCAUUGCCAUAACAAGGUAGGGGAGAUAAUUCUAACUGGAGCAUCCUGAGCUUACUGCCAAAGCAGCCUCCUUCAGUCUCUCCUGGGGGUCUCAGGGUAAGGUCAGCAGCACAGUUUUACCCUGAGAUGAGGGAGAUGAGCACAGAACCCACUGCUACUUAAAAAGUAAACAGCUAAGUCAGGAAGGUUGGUAGAGAAUGUUGAUGUACUUGGUUAUAGGAGCAAACUGUGACAUACAGUUACAGAGUUGAAGAUGAGAUCUCCACCUGAAAUGAAUCACGAAUGGUAUUCUGCAUGUUCUGAGGAAUCUCUGAUUUCACGUGUUCCAAAACCAACUGUUUAUCUGCCAUUGCCACACGGAUGUCUUCUCUUCCAAAUGUAAUUCUGGCGGUCAGUGUGAAGUAAUGUCUGAAAAGGUGGGGUGACCUGCUACUGAUGGCUUCUUCGUUAGCUCUGUAAUGCUCUGCAUGAUAGAAAACCUCGUAAUUGAAGACUGCUCUUUUUCUGUUAAUGAUUGCAGGAUUUGAAUCUGUUUUCAGUGUCAAAGCUUAUGCUUCUAUUUGUGAUGCUGUGCUUUCGCCAUGUGUCACCAGCAAGCAGCUAAUGGAGCUGAUCCAGGGACCUCCAUGUUUGGAGUAUAUCUGAAUGCUGUGGAUGCACAUGGAAAACUGUACUUUUCUCUUUCACCCAUUUGCUUCUUAUUGCCAUAGCAAAUUUUGCAAAGAUGUAGUUUUCCUUCUCAGAUACAAGUGUUCGUGCUGAGCACGUUGUACUGGAUCUAAGCACCUUUAAGUUCCCUCUAUUGAAACUAGAGGUGCUCCGUCUUCAGCUGUUCUCAUGGAGCAGAAAUUAUCACGACUCUUUCCUAUCUGUAUAAAAGUCAAACUCUGCUCAUUGCUGGUUUUAUUUUAGGAGUAUUCUUAAGCUAUGACAGAUCAGGCCAGGCUUCUGCAGAUAUAAACAGCUUCUUGAGAGCUAUAUACAAAAGUGUGAGGGUAAAUAAUGCUGUUACAUUACUUCGUCUGUUCUCUUGGAUGUCAGAGACCGCUAGACUUCAUGCUGCUAUUCCCAUUUUCACACCAGCUACCUUAUGCUUCACAGCAGCUCCAGUGUGAAGAUGUGAAAUUGCCGGGACAACGGGUAAAACAACUUCCUACUGCUUUAUAGCAGGUCUUGCAUCGCAUACGGUGGUCAUAAGCCCUCAGAUUGAGCGACUGUCCUCUUGAAUGACAGAUUUCUGUUGCUACAAGUGCAGCAUAUUGCUCGUUUGUCAUUAGGAGUCCGUCUGGUGCUUGGGUGAAUUACAGAAAUCAUUUAGCAGGAGUUCCUGGGCACGCAGAGCAGCUGCUCAACUCUGGGGGAGCCUGGAAGUGUUCUGUCAGCGUUUCAGAUGACGCGGGGUCGGAUGACUGAUCAGCACAGCCACUGAGCAGCAAAUCCGGGUUCAGACUGGGACAAAAGUACCUCAGAUUAAGAAGUACCGCUGAGGCAAAAAACGGUUUCAAGGAGUUAGGAGGAAAAUAAAGAAUAUUUACUAUUUCUUACUAUACGUAACUUCAUCGCUGUGAUUCCCUUCUACUAUGAACUGAGACUCAGCACUGAACAGAUUCCUCCCUUGGAGGUUCUUGCUUCCUCUUGUGCUGUUGUUGUUUGUGUUGACGUGGUCCGCUGUUCCCACGCACACGGUUUCCUUCUCCUUUCAGUACUUCGUCUCCUCAGGAAGUUCCUUUCUAACUUUGGUUUCAGAAGAUUGUUCAUCAAAGGUGGCCCUUUCUGAACCUUUCCUGGUUGGCUUUCCGUGCACUUGCCAGCUGAACAGGAUCCUCACAAAUUCUUACAAGUGUAUGAAGCUAGAAGCAAGGAACUUAUUUUUGCUCCUGACUUCUCAGCAGCUUUCAUUGCAAAUUACUGUUUUUCUUCAUGUUGUUUUCAGUUGUGUUUAGUUUUUCCCCUCCAAUUUCUGACUGGUUUGUUUCUGUUUCAGCUGCGUGGGAUGAUUGUCUCUGCCUCUUCCAUUCAUGUAUGCCAAAGGCUGCUGCUUUGACACCUCUCCCUUUUCUCUCAUACUUGACCAAAGGGUGUUGUAUCUCCACUCAGGCCUGUGUAUCAGAUAUCCCAUUCAAUUCUCGUGUGUUUUUUUUCUAACCUCAUAUCUGUAUUUCUCUUUGUCUGCCUAUUUCAUCCUUUCUUAGGCAUUAAAUACAAUACAGCUGCCUUGAGUGUUCUUUCGGCUUUAGUGCCCUCUUUCCAUGCCAGCUGACAUGGAAAUGACACGUCAUCAUUUUCACUUUCUCCUGCAAGUCUCAGUGUUUCCUUUCAUCAGAAGGUUUUUUUUCUGGAAUCUUACAAGUGUUUGUUGCUUCACAUCUGUGAGUUCCUGUAUUUUAGAUUCUAUGAGAAAUGCUGGUGCUUGGACUUGCGUUGGUGCCUUGAUUUUUCUACUGCCACUGACCUGUUCUUCCACAAUCAUCACCUCAGUCGACAAACCUGGCUAAGAACUAUACCACUUUAUUUUUUUCAUCUACCUCAUUAUUAAACCGUUCUUCCUCUUUUCUCAUUGGUUUCUUAUCUCUGGACUGGAUUAAAUUUCUCUCUUCCAUUUUAGAUGUAAUGGUUUGUGUGGUGGUUCUUCCUUUAUUUCCUAAUUCUUACCCACCUCUCUCAUUAUUGCCAAGCUGCUUCUUAAAUUCAGCUUCUUCCAUGACUUCAGAUCUUCUACAGUCUUCCUGUUCCCUACUUUUUCUGACAGUGUAUCAUUUUAAGGCCCGUUAUCUAAAGACUGUUUUAUGAACUUUGUCUCAUUCAAACAUAGUAUUUGAUUGUGACUUAGCAAGUGAUCCUGUACGUGUUGUCACUUGCACGUUUAAUACUUCAGAUAAAGUUUCUCUUAAAUAAAAUUGAAUGUGAUUCUGAAGUCUUCUACCUCACUGAAGUAUUCAUGUGAGUCUGUUUCAAACAAACAAACCAAAAGCACUUUGUUCUUUUGUUUGUUGUUUCUGGUCGUUUCUUUCCGUGUUUUUUCCUUUUCCAAGCUCAGCACAGAUCCAGGCUCUUCAUUCCACAGCUGUCUGCUCCUGCAUUCCUCUUUUGCUGUAGUGUCACGAAGAAGGUGUGAGCAUAGAUACCUGAAGUUACUGUGCUAGAGACUGAGAGCGGGACACAGUCCUAAGAAACAAAGGAAUUCAACAGGUUUUGAGGGAAAUAUAAAGAAUCCCUGAAGGGAUCACUGCUGGUUGCAUCCUGCCCAGUGCUUGUGGGACAUCUUUCAGCCUGAUGGUAAGCGCUGAUUCUCAAAGUGUAUUUAUGGUGAGGUACCAAAUGAGGGCAAGGAGCUUUUUGAACUGCCUUCGAAGAAGUGCUGUGAUCACUGGAGGUGGUUUUAGGGUCAUUUCUGAAACAGCAGAUGUGAAACUUGUGAAAUGUCACAAUGCCAACUGCAGAUACGUGGUACGGUGCGUAUGACAUAAUGCAGUAGUUGUAGAAUUAAACUGCGGUGUCACAGAUAUUUCUCAAAGUGUCACCGUGUGCCUUUUUAUUGCCAGCAUAGUUCAGUAGGGAAUGAAGUCUCGUGGUUACUUGAAGAGGGGCUGUUUUAUUUAUUUAUUUUUUGAAUGGUGUUCUAAUUCUAAACUCCCUUUCACACAGUCUGGGUGAGAUUUUCAUGGCACCACAGCACAAAUACUUUAUUUGCUGCUGGGAAGUGAGAAAAACAGUGAGAACCAGGCUGAGCACUGCAGCGUUGCCCUGUAGUUAUGUGUAUUGUUCCUUCUUGGGAAACUCUUCUGCUCUGGUGCUUCAUUUUUAUCCAACACUUGUUAAGUAUGGUGGUGGUAACAGAAUGGAUAAGGCCAAUGUUAGAAAGGAGCCUGUAGAAAGUGUGCGUUUUAGGCUCUCAUCUGACUAGUCUGGCUUGCUCAUUGCCUAAAAGUUUUUCUGAUCUAGAGAUAGGUGCCUAGCAUGAUGUUACUGAAGUAGACAGCACACGGUCGUUUUUGACUGCUCUUCUCCCUCAGCUGCUGGAUUCAUGGUUUCUGAUGCAGCUUUCCCCUGGGCUCAGUUUGGAAGCAGGGGCAGCUCUCAGGAUAUCAGGAUCUUUCCUCUUCUGCCUGCGUUGCAAAGUGUAAAGCAGAAAUGCUAGAUCGUGUGUCUUUUGCAGCCCAGAGCUAUUUCAGUUUGUGCUUUCACUUCUUGACAUUGGCUUAAAAAUUGGAAGCUUGUACUAUAGCAAUCAUAAGACUGCCUUGCUAAAACUUACUAGAAAUGAUAUUUAAAAGUUAAGAGAUUACAGGAUUUAUGGAAUUAUGCGAUACUGACCGAUACAGUGACUAAAGGUCGUAUUAUUGUGAUGAAGGUAUUACAAACCAAAAACCUCUAUUCUGAAGGGUACUACGAAGAUGCAAAAAUGGAAAUGUAUGAAGCCACCACUGGAAGAAGAGAGGAUAAAAAAUCCUUCCCUUCUAGUGAAGGAAGGGUUAGGGUUAGGGUUAGGGUUAGGGUUAGGCUCUUCAUAGAGCAAGGCGGUUAUUUCAGAGCUGGUUCUCUCAGCAUUUCCAGGCUUGCUGGGAGGUGGGCAUAAAGAAGCCAAAAAACCAAAAUAACUUAGGUGCACUCACAGACAGAGCUCAAAGAGACAUGAGUCCGCUUGCAAACUUGAGUAUAAACAAUCUUCACUUUACAGUGAAAGUUUCUAGAAGAGCAGUUCCCGUUUGUACCAAUCAGGUGCCUACGGCAUUGGCAGCAAGCACAGUUUUCUUGUGUUACUGUCACAAGGAGAUGUUUGUGCAGUGGUUCCUAGUGAUGUGCUGUCCCGUGUUACCUUGUGCUUUACAGACAAAGCAGUGAGUAUGCAGAGACAAUUCUCUAGUGCAGCCUCCGUUCGUUGAACUGUGCCCCAGGGGUCUCUGCCAGGCUCCAUCCCUUGUAACUGAUACGUUUGAUCCUGCCUCUCAAAAUUUGCAGAGGAAACCCAGUGGGAGAACAAACAACGAAAGCAAAUUUCCUCUUUUGAGGCAGGGCUGGCAGGAGGCUUGGUUCUCCUUGUUAGCUUUCUGGGGGUGCGGGGGGAAGGACUGCUUCAGUGCGGGAGUAUCAGAGCUGGCGUCUCGUGAUGUUUACGCGUCCUUUCAGAUGUCACUGUAAGUGCUCUUGCUCUUAGCUGGGAGAAGUGAAGGCCUGUCAGGGAAGGAAAAUGGCUUCUGAUGUUCCUGGAUAACUGUUUUAUUAGCUGCUACCUUCACAGUGUACACUUGGAUGACUUAGCUGAAGAAAAUUAGUACACCUGAGACUUUCAGUCAGUCUUGUAUUCGUUUAGAAUGAAAAGUAGUUUGAUCAGUUUGGGUAAAAACAUAUCCAUCUUUUUUUCCUCUCAAAAGAUCAGUGCUCUCUCUCAGGCAAGAAAUGAAAGCUGCUCCUGCUCCUUUAGCGAUUGCUUCUGAUUUCCACCGCUUCAGAGCAAAGUGCAGCUGUGUCAUUGUACCUUCUGCUUGACAGAUCAUCCCGAGAUGAGAAAAUGAGAGAAGGGCUCCGUUUCUUUUACACUAAAAUGGGCAUUACGAGAGGAGCAGUUGUACUGACCUCCUUCCAAAUGGUGCAUGCGUCCUGUAUAGCUGCAUGGAUUGGGACUUGCUAACCAAUUAGUCAGUUAUAAAGCUUCCCAAGUGAAACACAAAGGGGCAGCAUGACCUACCAGACUUAUAUGGGGUUGGAAGUCAGGUGCUGACAAAUUCCAGCCUCACUACUGCCACUCGCUCACAGAAUGGCCUUGGCAUGUCACUUCCCUAUGUGCUCCACAGCUGUAAUCCAUCUGAGAGCAGUCCUUGCCUGUCUCACCAGUAUCUGGGGGAGCAGUGAGCGCUACACAAGUGCUAAGGAUUGUUAUUAAAACUAGAACAUGUCAGGUAAUGCAGAUACAUAGAUCAUCUGCCCUCUUCAGGCACUCGACUGUUAGCCUUGUGUCUUGGCACACGGAAAAUGUGCCAGACAUCAGGUAUAAUGACGCACCUCAGUCUUGGAAUUACAUGUGUCUUCAAGGUCAGCUUUGGUGACUUCAGUAUCUGUUUCACACUGCAGUACCACGUUUGGGUCGAACUGCGAUCAAUGAGGGUGUAACUCGUUUGUAAUUCCUUCUCUGUCUUCCUAACUAUUUUGUUUCUUAGGAAGCUGAUGCUGCUAUGAACAUACUGGAUAAUACCGAAUUUGCAAUAUUCUGCUUUCGAGAUAUAAAUGUUUAUAUUUAAAAGUGCUAAGACUACACUGCAAUAAAUACUACCCAUAUGACAGUUGGCUUCAAA